GCCGUUUGAAAAAUAGGCCGAUUUUUCAAAUAUGGCUUACAUGUCUUGUCUAAAUCGGAUAAGCAGUUUUUAUUGAUUUCAAGUUCAUAUAUUGUGAUAACGAUACCAGAAACGGUUUUUUAUUUAUUAAUUUUUACAUUUUAACGUGGAGUGACUAACUGUAUCGAUUUUAGUGUAAUCUGGUUUAAGUGUGUAAUGUUUUUUUGUCUACGUUAGCUUGUUCUAGUUUGUCCGUUAUAUUGAAUUGAAGCAUGGAAGACGAAGAGUACAAGAAGCUCCCCAUUGAAGAACGUUGCGUCCACAAGCUAUGGCAAGCCCGGAAGAACGGCUAUGAAGAAGUGGCGAAGCUCUUCCGUCAAAUCGACGAUGACAAGUCGCCCGAAUUUGGUAAAUACCUCGGUCUGGUUAAGAAGUUUGUGUUGGAUAGCCAUGCCGUGGGUCAGGAAAAGGGCCUGGAAGCCACUUUGGCCUUCGUCGAGAACUACGCCCAUGCGGGGAAAACAGUCGGUGAGGUUAUGUCAGGAGUUGUGACCAAGUGCAUCGCAGCCCCCAAGAACCGUACUAAAGAACUCGCCGUACAAGUCAUACUCAUGUACAUUGAAAUCGAGAAGGGGGAAGUCGUCCAGGAGGAGCUGCUCAAGGGCAUGGAGCAGAAGAACCCCAAAAUCGUGGUUGCUUGCAUCAGUGCUUUUACUGUAGCUUUGAGGGAGUUUGGGACGAAGAUAAUCAAUGUCAAGCCUUUAGUUAAGAAAAUACCCGACUUGUUCUCCGAUAGAGAGAAAGCUGUGAGAGAUGAGGCGAGACUGAUGACCAUUGAGAUCUACAGGUGGAUUGGGAACGCCCUUAGGCCACAAUUAAAUAGUUUGAAACCCGUCCAGAUUUCCGAACUUGAGGCAGAGUUUGCAAAAAUCGAUGGCCAAAAGGCUGUUCCACAGAGGUACAUAAGGUCACAGCAGCAGAAACAAGCGGUUCCGGCAGGAGAUGCAGAGGAAAUAGAUGCCGGUGAGUCUGAGGAUGUUCCCGACGACGACGAAUCGCCCGAUAUGGACCCCUACGAGCUAGCAGACCCGGUUGACAUCCUCUCAAAGCUCCCUAAAGACUUUUACGAAAAAAUCGAAGCAAAAAAAUGGCAAGAACGUAAAGAAGCUCUCGAAAUAUUAGAAAAACUAGUCCAAACUCCAAAACUACAAAGCGGUGACUAUGGCGAUUUGGUAAGAGCUUUGAAGAAAAUGAUUGAAAAAGACAGCAAUGUGGUGGUUGUGGCUUUGGCGGGCCGUUGUUUGGCUGCAAUCGCUGGUGGUUUGAAGAAACGGUUUCAGCCCUAUGCCGGGGCUUGUGUUCCUUCACUUUUGGAAAAAUUCAAAGAGAAGAAACAGAAUGUUGUUAUUGCAAUUAAAGAGGCCAUAGAUGUGAUUUAUUUGACGACGAGUUUGGAGGCGAUUCUGGAAGAUGUGAUUGAAGCUUUAGGAAACAAAAAUCCGUCUGUUAAAGCUGAAACGUCGUACUUUUUGGCGAGGGCUUUCACAAAGACGCAACCCAGUGUUAUUAAUAAGAAGAUGUUGAAGGCGCUGUCUACGCCACUGCUUAAGAAUAUAAACGAGUCAGAUCCUACUGUUCGCGACUCUGCAGCCGAGGCAUUGGGAAUUUUGAUGAAACUCGUGGGCGAGAAAGCAAUCGGCCCGUUUUUAGUCGAACUCGAAAAAGACACAUUAAAAAUGACAAAAAUCAAAGAAUGUUGCGAGAAAGCUGUAAUCACGGUUAAAAUAGCAGCUGUAAAAAAAGAACGACCUACAACAGCACCUACUAAAACUGCAGCACCUUCAAAACCGGUCAAAGCAGCCCCUACACCUAAAUCAGCACCGACAAAACCAACAAGUGCCCCAAAGAAAAAAGCUCCAGCUAUAAAUUCGGCAACUGUCGUACGUCCCAAAGGCAAAAAUGCGGCCAAAAAAACAGCGAUUGAGAAAGAAUUAAGUGAUGAACAAGUGGACGAACUCGUCAGUUUUAUUCCAACGGAUGUUAUCAACCAAAUGUCUGAUGCGUCGUAUAAGAUUCGUUUGGCGGCUGUGAAACAGUAUUUCGAUGCGAUUAAAGCUUUGGGCCCGGAUAUCCCGACUCAAGCCUUGGUUAAAUGUUUGAGUCGAAAGCCCGGUUUGAAAGAUACGAACUUCCAAGUACUUCAAUCUCGAAUUGAGAUUGUUAAGUAUCUCGCGGAGAAUUCGACUUUUUCAGCCACGACAGCAAACAUUUGUAUUAACGACAUCAUCGAUAAAUUCGGCGAUGCGAAAAAUGGGGCCCUUGUACGUGAAACAGUCUCGGCAAUAGCCGAAGCUACGAGCUUGUCUUUCGUUUCGUCAAUCGUCGUAGAAUCGGCCCUCAAUCAGAAAAACCCCAAAGUCACAAUCGAAUCACUUGCCUGGCUUUCGGACGCGAUCAAAGAGUUCGGUUUUAAUGAUCUUAACACGAAAGUUUUGAUCGAAAGUGGGAAAAAAUGUCUCGCUUCGAGUAAUCCCGGUGUGAGACAAGCUGCUAUUACUUUUUGUGGAGUACUUUACUUGUACAUCCAGAACCCGUUAUACACUUACUUUGAGAAUGAAAAAGCUGCGUUACGUGACCAAAUCACGGUCGAAUUUGAGAAAUAUCAAGGUGUUAAACCUCCAACUCCCACUCGAGGCAUUGCGAAGUGUUCGAGUAGUAACAGUUUGGAUAACUUGGACGAUAAUAACGAAACUGAAGAGGAAACCACAGCCAAAAACAUGCAAGACUUGCUCCCAAGGGUUGAUAUAAGCGCACAAAUAACCGAAUCACUUCUCAAUGAUCUCGAAGACAAGAACUGGAAAGUGCGAACGGAAACACUCACUAAAAUCCAACAAAUCAUUCAAGAUGCCAAGUUUAUUAAACCAAAUUUGGGGGAUUUACCCCAAAGUUUGAACCGACGAAUGGCUGAUAGUAACAAACAAGUGGCACAAACGGCCCUCAAUAUCUGCGAAAUGAUUGCAAAAUCAAUGGGGGCUCCGUCAAAACAAUACAUUAAGGUGUUCUUCCCCAUGUUUUUGAGGAGCCUGGGGGAUAUUAAGCCCCAGAUGAGGACUGCAGCCAAGGAUGCGAUCAACGCCUAUGUCGAACAGUGCGGUUAUAAGGAGUUUUUCGAAAACGAGAUGAUUUUUGAUGGGUUAAAGUCAGGGACGCCGCAAUUGAAAGUCGAAUUGUGGGAUUGGUUGGCUGAGAUUUUACCCAAAAUUCCUGUGAAGAGUAUUCCAAAGGAAGAGUUGGUUGUGUGUAUACCGCUUUUGUACAGUCAUCUCGAGGAUCGACUGCAUGAUAUUAGGGCUAAUUCUCAGAAAGCUAUUUUAGGUAUUAUGAUACAUGUGGGGUAUGAGACUAUGCUCAAACAAAUCGAAAAAUUGAAGCCCGGGUCACAAUUAGACGUUCGGAAAAAAUUAGAUAAUGAAAGAGCAAACUUACCGAUGCAACCUGCACCUAAAAAAACAGUGGAAAAGGAAGAAAAGGUUGUUAGAGGAACCAAACCUGUGGCAAAUUCGAAAAAUGCAGUCAAACCGAAGGGAGCUGCAUCAACCACCAAAGUUACAACAAAUAAGAAAAAGGACGAAGACAUCGACACCUCACCACUUAUGGUUGUUAACAAUAUGAAACAUCAAAGAACCAUCGAUGAGUCGAAAUUAAAAGUCUUGAAAUGGAAUUUUACGACACCUCGUGAGGAGUUUGUUGAAUUGUUGAGGGAUCAAAUGACGGCAGCGAACGUUAACAAAACUUUGAUUUCUAACAUGUUUCAUAACGAUUUUGGAUAUCAUAUCAAAGCUUUGGACUCGUUGAUGGAAGAUUUGAAUGAUAAUUCGGCCGCUUUGAUCGCCAAUCUCGACUUGAUAUUGAAAUGGCUUACUUUGAGAUUUUUCGAUACGAAUCCUUCGGUUGUUUUCAAAGGUUUGGAGUAUUUACAUUCCGUGUUCAACGUCUUGAUCGAAUCAAAUUAUCGCCUAUUGGAGAAUGAAGCCUCGGCGUUUCUGCCAUAUUUAGUCAUAAAGAUCGGUGAUGCAAAAUUUUGUAGCGGCGUUCGUUCAUUAUUAAAACAAGUGUGUCACGUGUAUCCCGUUGCUCGUUUAUUUACCUACAUUAUGGAAGGCGUUAAGUCGAAAAAUGCCCGUCAAAGGGCCGAAUGUUUGGAAGCCAUGGGUUCGAUUAUACAAGACCAUGGUAUCGGUGUUUGUGGCUCUUCUCCAGCUGUUGUGUUAAAAGAAGUCGCCAAACAAAUCUCCGACAAAGACAAGUCGGUCCGAAAUGCCGCCCUUAAUUGCAUGGUGGAAGCCUAUCACAUUCUUGGCGAUAAAGUCUACAAAAUGAUCGGAAAUAUUUUGGGUAAAGAUUUGGCUUUGUUGGAAGGCCGUAUCAAGCACUCGAAACGUCCAGUAAAACCGGUGGAAAUAAUUCCACAGAUUAAAGAACAGGAAAUUGUCAGUGUUGAAGACAAUGAACCGGAACCGAACGAAGAAGAAGACGAAGAUCAAUUACCACCCGUGGUAAUGCCACCGAAAACAGUUCGGGAAAUCCACGAACCGACUGGACCGUUCACUCUGGAUACGGAAUUAUUAGAAAAACUUGAUAAACUUCUCGCUCCGGUUCAUUUGACCGAAGCGAAGACAUUCGAUUUGGAUUUCCUCAAAGAUGAUGUUAACAUUCCGACUUUAUCGGCGGCCGAUAUUAGGGCAAAGAUUAUGCCUUUGUCUCCCCCCAAGCCGCUCGAUCCAGUUAUUCCAAUUUCCUCCUUGGGUGGUUUACAACAAAAGAAUGCGAAAAAGCAAGACCCUGUUUUGAGUUACCUUCAACAAAUCACAUCCCCUGACCUGAAUAUCGCCCUUAAAGGGUUGCAACAAAUCAUUGAUUAUUUUCAGCACGCUUCGCACAAAGACAUGGAACAUGAGGAUGAUUUCGUGAGGGCGAUUAUUGUCCAGUUGAAGUAUUUGAGGAAUCAGGAACCGGUCGAAGAUUCGGAAAUUCCGAAAAUAUAUCGAUGUAUUCUGACGUCCAUUGAUGCGUUUUAUCGCAAAGGUGUGCGUAAGCAAGUCUCGACUGAAAGUCUUAAGGAGAUUGUUGAUCAGCUUAUCCACGUUCUUGUCUCUCGCAAGUUGGAAAACUGUGCCGACGGUGAUGCCUACAUCCGAGUCAUUAAUUUACAUUGCGUGAAAAUCAUCGAAAAGUCCGACCAUACGCGAAUUAUUUGUGCGUUGAUUAAAUUAAUACAUGAGUGUAUACGAAAUGAUAGCCCUGAUCGCCACACUGAACUAGUUAUGAAAUGUCUGUGGCGUGUGAUUAAAUUAAUGCCUGAUUGGGGCGAAGAACUGGACUAUGAUUCAGUCCUACUUGAACUCCAUAAUUUCCUCAAAGAAUUCCCCUCAACUUGGUGGAAAAACAAACCAGUGGAUACCACUCUACGUACUAUAAAAACCAUCCUACAUUCCUCCGUUAAAAUCAAAGGAGGGUCAAUUGUGUGCCACUUCGGUAAAAUCCCAAAUCCUAGCGAAUCAGAAAUUGAGUCGUACAUCUUGAAACUAUUAAAAAGUAUGAAACUGGAAGCAGUCCAGCAACCCCCUCCACAACCACAACGCAUCUCAUUUUCGCGAGCUACGCAUACCAUGCUGACCGAGAUUUUCCAGAAAAUCGGCAAUAAAGAUGCGACUAAAGAAGGCCUCAAUUUACUGUACGAUUUCAUGCAGCAACACCCCGAAGCUGACAUUGAGCCAUUCCUGAAGAAAUCUUCCAAGUUUUUCCAGGAUUAUAUCCAGAACGGGUUGCAGGAAAUUGAAAAGUCGCGGAAAACGACUAGGGAAAAGGUUGAGGAGAAGGUUGCCGAAGCGAUAACAGGGUCUGUGGAGGCGGAGGAAAACAGGGGGCCUGAAUAUUGGGAGAAAAGACUGCAGGCGUGGAAGAAAAUUGUCGAUGAUAAGGACGUUGGAGAUCAGUAGUGUAAACAAUAAACUUAAAUUCAGUCACGUUUUAUUACCGACGAAUAACGAGUCGGGCUAGACUAGUUUUUAAACUGAAUUUUGUUGAUUUGUUAAGACUAAUGAUGUAACGCAUUAUUUAUUUUUAUGUAGAUAACUUAAUGUACUUUUUUCUUAUUAUUUUUUUACCGUAUAUUAACGUUAAUGAAUCUCUCUAAUUACCA
This is a messenger RNA of Tribolium castaneum (red flour beetle), 6181 nucleotides long. RefSeq names its product mini spindles (gene msps). Bases 252 to 5978 code for a protein of 1908 amino acids. Gene Ontology annotation, molecular function: microtubule plus end polymerase activity; microtubule plus-end binding. The record is from RefSeq and is a predicted model, not a curated record. NCBI's taxonomy places the organism in Eukaryota, Metazoa, Arthropoda, Insecta, Coleoptera, Tenebrionidae. The transcript is spliced from 16 exons. Gene Ontology annotation, biological process: microtubule polymerization; mitotic spindle organization; establishment or maintenance of microtubule cytoskeleton polarity. Gene Ontology annotation, cellular component: spindle pole; microtubule plus-end; centrosome.